UCAACCCUCUACAAGCGAUAUAUACCGCCUCAGCAGGCCCUCGCCCCUCAGAAAGCUCCGAUCAAGCAAUCGACGCCAAAGCAGCCCGAGACACCAGAGCCAGAGAAAAAGCGCAAGCGAGAGCGGGAGAGAUCGCACGAUGAAAUCGAAGAGCGCAAGGCGAAGAAGCUCAGGAAGAAAGGAAUUGACCGUGCCCCUGCGCCCAAUUUGACGACACCACAGCCUGCUGAGCCAAUUGAAGCGGUAGUCAGAGAGGAACCGAUCGCUCCUCUGACCACUGUGACCGCUUCAGCGCCUGCAACUGCAACGGGCGACUUCUCUCACAUAAAGAACGCCAAGAAGCGUCACAAGCUUGAAAAGGAGGCGCGGAAGGCACGCAAGGCCGCAGAGAAGGAGCUGGGAACUGGAGGGGGCGUGAGCGAGGAAGCUGAAGCUGAAGUGCCGCAAACCAUCGCGUCAGAACCUCGUCCAGAGGCUGUCACAUCAUCAACGAAUGAACAUGUUCCAAAUGAGGAUGGUUCAUGUCAACAAGCACAGCUUAAGAAGAGGCGACACAAGCUUGAAAGCGUCCUAGUGGACGCACAAGCUGAGCCAGGUGCUGGCGAGCAUGACAACACAUCCAGUGACAACGAUGAAACGAGCGUGAGGAAGCAUAGCGGCAUUCUGGGCAAGUUCCAGAAAUCUGUCAGGCGCGCACAGGAGGACGACGAUAAGGAACCAGAUGCGAACGAUACGUCAGGUCCUGUGCCGACAGUGGUUUCCCAGCUUUCGCUUCCAGAACCAGACAUUGACCACGCGCAUGUCGCGCAAUCCGAGGCUUCAAUCCUACCAUCUUGGCUGUCGAAACCGACUGUCGUCUCUUCAGAAAGUAAAGCUACAUUCAGCGAACUCGACUUAGAGCCUUCAACGGUGAAGCUCAUGGCCGGACUCGGCUUUCAAGAUGCUCUGCCUGUACAACAAGCUCUCAUACCACUGUUACUGCCUCCGGGAGAAGCAGGAUCUUCGUUCUUGCCAGGAUGUGAAGAGCGAUUGCCUGACAUUGCAGUAAGUGCGCCCACAGGAAGCGGCAAAACCAUCUCGUAUCUCCUACCAAUAAUUCAAGCUCUUCGAAAGAGCCCAGGUCGAGGUAGGCUCAGAGCUCUCAUUGUUGUACCCACUCGAGAAUUGGCUCUUCAAGUAGAUGCAGUGGCGAAGGCGCUGAGCUCGGGGAGCGAGAUCAAGACGGAGCAUAUACCUGGAAAUCGUACGCUCAAGGAGGAGCAGCAAAAGCUUAUAAAUCGUGGCCGAAAAUACAACCCACAGGAGUGCCAAAAGAGGCUUGGCAUUGCUAAACUGCGCAUUGACGGGCUUGAUCAGGGCUCAGGAGACGCAAGAGACGACACGCGAAUAGACGAUACUGUUGCCGAUACCAUCGCCGGCUUCGUCAACCACAUUCCCACGUAUGAGUCUGCAGUCGAUCUCCUGGUCGCAACACCAGGAAGGCUUAUGGAGCACAUCAACAGCACUAGCGGCUUCGCCCUCACUCACGUGCAAUGGUUGGUGAUCGACGAGGCAGACAAGCUUCUUGACAACCAACAGGAGAAGGUGCUAAGCGAGCUUAACACGGAAUUGACGCGCCCAAGAUUUGAUGACGAGCAAGAUGCACGAGAGCGCUACCUUCGAGCAAAUGAUCUUUGGGAUGAGAGACGGGAGAGGCGCCUUCGAAAGGUAGUUCUCUCGGCGACAAUGACUAGGGAUAUUUCGAAACUCAGCUCGCUACGCUUGAGAAGACCCAGGCUUGUGGUUGUGCGUGGUACCGAAGCUGAGGAAGAAAUGAUAGCUUCUGACGCCAGAGACGACGCAGGAGGAGAGGCUGGCAGCGUAAGGCAGCACGCUGAUGGCUUUGAGCUUCCGACUACACUUGUCGAGUAUUCUGUUCCCGUCGGCGAUGGCUCUGAGAAACCGCUUAUCGUCAUAGAGCUACUGCGAUCAAGAGUUUUGAACGAAGUCGAGAUCUCUGCACACACGCCAAACGACAAUACCGACUCCGACUCUGAAAGUGACGACGGUGAAGAUGAUUCCAGCAUAUCUUCGAUGAGCAGCGAUUCAUCCAGUGAUGACAGCGACAGCGACAGCGACACCAGUGACGGCAGAGAUCCUGAUUUAGCUAGCAAACCCCUCAAGUCAGUCACACAGAAGCCUUCUCAGACCGUCCAGAGGCCUAAGCCCACUGAGAGGUUCACCGCACCGACUGUGCUCAUCUUCACCUCUAGCAAUGAAUCUGCCCACCGUUUGGCCCACCUGUUCAAGGCAUUGAAGCCUGCUUGGUCGAAGUACGUUACGACACUCGUCAAGUCAAGCAGACCAAAUUUGCUCUCCAAACCGCACGAGCCGGCAAUAGUGGUCUCAACAGACCGUGCCUCGCGUGGUCUCGAUUCAGUAAAGGGAAGGCCAAUCACCCACGUCAUCCAAUACGACAUUCCUCGCUCGCUCAUAGCGUACAUUCAUCGUGUCGGACGCACGGCUAGAGCUGGAAGACCGGGUGCUGCGUGGACUCUAUUCACUCAUCGUGAAGGCAAAUGGUUUACUCAAGAAAUCACACAAGCUGUCAAUGUAAAGAGAACCCAACCGGUGGAGCGAGUCAAAAUUUUCAAUGAGGACCGGGAUCUGAGAGCACGAUACGAGGGAGUGCUUGGUGAGAUGCGAGAAGAAGUGCAGGCGGGCAAGUAGGCAAUUUAAGAGCUGGCAAUUGCUCUCCUAUCUACUUCUCCUUUGGUCCAUGGAAGGGUACAUUUGGACAUGGAGCCUCCGAUGGAUAUCAUCACAUCCCGUUGACGAAUUUGUAUCUCUGGUCGUCACGUCGCACCUCUGAGCAUGCUUCUUCUUCUUCUUCGAAGUUUUUCUCAUCCCAGUCGGGAAUAUGAUGUGUUUCUAUCUCAAGCGGAAAGAUCCCAUCCGUCGACGCUUUGUUCAAUAUCCAAACAGUAUGCGUUCUGGUGCGCGACGCGAAGACUAGCAAUGUUCUCAGGCCAACAUCUCGAUAUUGCUGACGAUAUGAAAGCCCAGACAUUACAUAGACAAAAGCAUAACAUCAUCUUUCGCGUUGACAUCUG
Messenger RNA from Pseudocercospora fijiensis CIRAD86, 3092 nucleotides. RefSeq lists its product as uncharacterized. The coding region runs from base 919 to 2709 and encodes 596 amino acids. The record is from RefSeq and is a predicted model, not a curated record. The transcript has a single exon. Gene Ontology annotation, cellular component: nucleus. Gene Ontology annotation, molecular function: nucleic acid binding; ATP binding. Lineage: Eukaryota; Fungi; Ascomycota; Dothideomycetes; Mycosphaerellales; Mycosphaerellaceae.